AUGGGUUCUCCAGGCAGCGAUUCUGGCGGGGAUCCUCCCACCCCCGAUCACUCCUCCGUCACCGGGGGUGACGGAGUCCGUCACGUUUCCGUCUCCGUGGCGUCGGACGGACUCCAUCGCCGGUCAGCUGACGUAAAGCGCGACGAAACCAGGGAGAUUAGGCAGGUCGGGCCAGGCGCGACACCGGAGAGAGACGGUGAUUCAGAGCUCCUAGACAGGACGCGGAGCGAGCGGGAGAGGGAAAGGCAGUGGCGAUUGGACCACAGUCAAUUUGCCGCUGCUAGGCGGGAUUUAAGCGACGAUGGACGUGGCUCCGGCAGAAUGAGCAUACUUCGAGUGAGCAACGCGGACAGCGCGGUCAGCGCGUACUAUCAGCGGCAGAACGAGAUGAUUGACGGCUUCAGUGAAAUGGACGCCCUGAGCGAGCGCCUGCUGCACCCCACCGCUGAGGAGGCGAGGGCAGCAGCCAAGACAGCGCGAGGCGAGCACUGGGCGAUUCAGAUCUCCAACAUCGCCAAUAUUGUCCUGUUCAUCGCCAAGGUGGUGGCGUCCAUAUCAUCAGGCAGUCUGUCGAUCAUUGCGUCUACACUUGACUCGCUGCUGGACCUGCUGUCGGGCUUCAUCCUCUGGUACACCGCGCGCUCCAUGCGAAGGCACAACCCCUACAAGUACCCCAUCGGCAAGGCCCGCAUGCAGCCCCUGGGCAUCAUAGUGUUUGCAUCCAUCAUGGCUACUCUCGGAUUCCAAAUUCUGCUGGAGGGCGUCAGGCGACUCACCGACUCGUCUGCCCCAGCAGGCCUGGGCGACAAAUGGCAGGUGUAUGUAGCGAUCAUGCUGUUCGCCAUUGUGGUCAAGACCGCCCUUUACUUCUACUGCCGCAUCUUCACAGGCAACGACAUCGUCCUCGCAUACGCCCAGGACCAUUUCUUUGACGUGGUGACAAACGUCAUGGGGCUGGGGGCUGCGAUUCUUGCAGGAAUCCUUGCCUGGUGGAUCGACCCUGUCGGCGCCAUUCUGCUCGCCCUAUACACGAUGGUCAACUGGGGGCGCACAGUCCUGGAAAACGUCAACUCUCUGACAGGGAGGUCAGCGCCGCCCGAGUUCCUGCAGAAGAUAACGUACCUGUGCUGGAACCACCACGAGGCCAUCCUGGCGAUCGACACCGUGCGCGCCUACACCUUUGGCACGCUUUAUUUUACCGAGGUGGAUGUGGUGCUGCCGCGGGACAUGCCGCUUGAGGAGACGCAUGACAUAGGAGAGUCGCUGCAGAACAAGCUUGAGCGGCCAAACGCUGGAGCCGCUCGCGAUCUUGAUCAGGUGGAAAAAGGAUGGGGAACGGGAAGAAAAGGAGGAGGCUAUGUACAACUAACACGGCUAGACACUGGAGAGAGGCUUUCAGCAGGGACGUCAGGAACAGCAUCGCAACCAGCUGCUUCUGGUGGUCUGGGAAGCCCAGGGUUACCUCCUGUGUGGGUAGACGUGUCUGACAAAAUAAAGGACGAUAUGCAAAAGAUUAGAGGGAAGAUGGGUGAGCUAGCGAAGGUCCAGGCACGCGCGUUGCUACCGUCGUUUGAUACGGACGAUGCGCGGGGGAAGAAGAACGAGCAUGAGAGAACCAUGGAGGUUCUCACGGCGGAAAUCACGCGAGCGCUGAAGACGUGCGAGCAACGGCUGCAGCAGCUUUCGCGAAAAGACGCGACGUCAGCGGGGAAUGCUGCCAUUGCGCGCAACGUUCAGAGAUGCAUGGCCACGGAUUUGCAACAACUCUCCAUGGAUUUUCGCAAACAGACAAAGCAGUAUCUACGGCGGUUACAACAGCAGCAGCAGCCUCAAGAAAAGGCUGUUCUGGGUCGUGCUGCCGCUGGUGGGUCAACAGGCAGGCUACACGAAGCAUCGUCCAGUGCAACGCAAGCUGAUGAGGAUGACUACUUUGACCCGGAGUUUGAGGAGCGGCAGCUGCUGCGAGUGAGGCAGAUGGAGAACGUGACAGCAGAGAGGGAGAAAGAGAUUCAAGAGAUUGUGCAAUCGGUGCAUGACCUCGCCCAGAUAAUGAAGGACAUUUCAGUCCUCGUCAUCGAUCAGGGAACAAUUGUUGAUCGAAUCGACUACAACAUUCAGAACAUCAGUGCAAACGUCGAUAAGGGUGUCGAGGAACUGAAAAAGGCUGAGAAGUCCCAGAAGCAAUCAGCUCUUAUUUUCUGCAUACUAGUCCUCGUGGUGGCGGUAUUGGCGCUCUUUGUCAUUCUCAUCCUCAAGAAGCUCAUAUUCUGA
Messenger RNA from Closterium sp. Yama58-4, 2271 nucleotides. Lineage: Eukaryota; Viridiplantae; Streptophyta; Zygnematophyceae; Desmidiales; Closteriaceae. The record is from the annotation of a GenBank genome assembly.